Oncorhynchus mykiss (rainbow trout) is the source of this 3988-nucleotide messenger RNA. NCBI's taxonomy places the organism in Eukaryota, Metazoa, Chordata, Actinopteri, Salmoniformes, Salmonidae. The record is from RefSeq and is a predicted model, not a curated record.
CUAAUUUCAGAUACAAUAUUUUGUUUAAUUCGUAUGAGUUGGUUUUCAUUUAGUAGACUAUGAAUAUUGGGCUUUGCAGUUGAGUCGUGUCAAUGUUUGUAAUUGUCAUAAUUGGUCCACAGACACCGUUGUCCAUGGGGAAAACAACGCAAUGAGUUCUGUUAUUUGACAUGCAUGGGAUGUGUGAAAAUGACAUGACAAAUAUUUAUAACAUUCUAUUACUAUAUCAUUCAAAAUAACAGCCUAUUCACUUUAAGAUGAUGAAAAUGUCUCACGGAAUAAUUUCACGAACUUUUUUUAAUACACAGACGUUCAUUACUUUAAGCCAAAGUGUUACUUUAUACAGAUUUUUUUACAUUUAUUUCCGAACUAAGAUGAACAUUUUAUUUUAGGCCUAAUUAUGAAUGAACUAUUUCACAAGGGAAUAAACUAGCUAAUUGUUAGGAUGCAAGACUGACCAUUUCUAACACUGUGAUGACAUGGGUUUAGGCCUACUAUCUAUCAAAGUCUAAUUUAGGACUGAAAUACAGAUUUUUUUUUAUUUUAAUUUUUUGUAGAAGUGUAGAAAUAAAUGAUGUGUUAUUUGCUUUGAUAUGCAUGACAACAGCUGCAUUUGGAUAUUGAAUGUUUCUCAAUAUCAUCCAUGGGAAAUCCUUCUGCAUCUCCCAAAAGCUGAGAGGAUGUUUGAUGUUUGACUUGACGUAUUUAUUAAAUAGGCCUAUAUCACUUUUAUAUUAAUUCAAUAAAUAUGACACACACGAUUCGUACAAAAAAAAAUUGACGUCAAACACUCUUAUAUCUUCUGUCAUCCGCUCCGUCAGGACCUUCUCCUUAGUUCAAGUUGACAGAAGACAUUGGAUCAUCGCUCAGUUUUCCCUGCAAGCCACCAUCUUAGCUCCUGCCCACCUGGAUCCCAGCUUGAGGAAUAUUUCUCAACAAAUAAAGAAAUGCAAUACAUCUAGCCUGAGAAGGAACGAGAGACUGUGUCCCUACACCCCCAUCUCUCCAAGACUUUCACAUACCUUCUCCUCAGAAUAACCUGCAUUGUGAGCACAGAAUCAUUCAGCACCAUGUCCAAGGAGGGUCACGCGUGCAAGGUGACCUCCGUGUGCAAGCACAAGGAGCGCAAGCCCAAGAAGCCCCACUACAUCCCACGGCCAUGGGGCAAACCAUACAACUAUAAGUGCUUCCAGUGCCCCUUCACCUGCAUGGAGAAGUCCCAUCUCUACAACCACAUGAAGUACAGCUUGUGCAAGAACUCCCUGUCCCUGCUCAUUGAGUCCGACUGGCCCUAUAAGAAGGGCAACCUGCUGCACCCAGACCAGAUCCGGCCCCUUCAGCAGGCACACUGCCUCCGGACCGCGGCUGGGAAAGAGGAGCCCGAGCCCUCCACAGGGACCGAGGAGAGGCCAAGGCAGCGGCGUGCAGUGGAGGAGGACAGAGACAAUGGACAGAGUCCGGCAGGAGAGGAGGAGAGGGGACAGGGAGAAGGGGCUGAAGUCAACGGGAUGACCAGAGAGAGUUCCAAUAACAGGAAUUCUUCAGAAGGGACGACCAAGAGAGCAAGUAAGGGGCCUGAACCUGAGUUGCUGAUGGCCGAUAUGUUCUCUCUGGAGGACCAACUGCUGCGGGCACGUACUGUGGAGGUGGAAGCCCAGCUGAAGCACUACAAGUUGUCCAAGACGUGCCUGACAGCCCCCGGGCUGCUGUCGGAGCAAUGGCGUCUGCUGGCCACCAGCCAAACCAAGGCCAAAUCCGAGGGCGCCCAGCCUAGAGUGGGCAGCUCCAUCCCUUGCUACCCUCUUCCACCUGGCCUGGUGGACUACCAGGAUCCCACGGGACUCAACCUGUCUGUCCUCGGGGUGGGCUAUCCCCUGAGCCCCAGCCUCUUUUCCUAUGUGAACUCAAUGAACGCAAUCCCCACGCCUACCACCAAUGUUAAUACCCCAACUCAUGCGCAGCUAGCCCAGCUCCCCUUCCUGGCGUCGGCCGCUCAGCUCAUGCAACCGGCGUCCGGUGCACACCACCCCGCCGACCGGAGCCUCCUGCCACCCCACUUCUACUACCCCUUCCUCUGUGAGCAUGCCUUCGGAGCAGCCUCCGCUCAGAGUGACAUCAGCAAGGGGCUUAAGACCUCCGUGAAUGGCCUGGAGCCCAACUCCAGUUACCAGCCCAAAAUCAACUUGUGGAAGGUGCCUGCUCUGAGGCCAGGUACCCCUACCACCUCCCCUGCCGCCUGGGUGUCCCCCCAGAGAGAGUCACCAGACCCUUCCUACAGGACAGGGGACAAGUUUGAGGCUGCAGCUAAGGAGGGGAAGCCAAGCUGGGGCCUCAAGAGGACAGGGGCCACCUUGGGGACCCACAAGUCCCCUGUGGAGAAGAGGCCAGCCCUUGGGUUCACCCUGGACCUCCUCAAGAACAUUCACAAAACCAAACCAACAGAAAAGCUCCUCCUCCACAGCAGUUUUACGAAUGCUCAGUCUGAAGUCCAGCCAGCAGAGCAGUGGUACACAGAUCCCCCCGCAAGCCCAGUCAGUGAUUCACCUUCUCUGCCGCGUUGUAGAAGACCCAGCAGCCGGGACUCUACCACUGGCCAAGGGACGGGGGAGGCAUCUUCAGAACCAACAACAGCUGCUGCCCUCCUCAGCGAUCUCUCCAAGGCUCUACAGGAGUACCAGGAGGCUGAACGCAAGAUCGCCCACUUGGAGAAAGAAGACCUCCCUGCUCAGGGACACCUAUGGGAACACCUGAACAAGAUCCGCAGCGAGCUCUCCCACAUUCACCAUGCACUGGAGAGGACAGUUCGCCAGAGCGAAGGACCCCUGGACCUCUCGGUCAAGAAGGAACACCCUGGAGUGACCAAUGUGGUUGCCACUGGCAACCAGGGCCUCGAGGGAGCCUCACUUAAAGAUGAUAUUACCAUGGAGACCGAGGAGGAAGACGAGGAGACCAAGGAGAGGGACGAGGAGGAAAAGGAGAAUGAGAGGAGGAAGGAAGCGAUGAAGGCUUCGUUGGAGAGUCGCAAGCAGUCUUUGGACGUGCUGAUCAAGAUGAGUCAGGUGGGGGUGAAGACGGAGGUCCUAUCCUCAGGAGGGUUGGGGUUGAGGCCCAGCCAGGCGGAGGGUCUCUGGCCAGGCAGGACCACCAAGUGUGAGGCUGACUCCAGCGUGCUGCUUUGCCCCGAUGGACGGCCCCUCGCGGUCUUCAAUGACUUCCCCACCUUCUCCACCAAAAACUCCAAGAGGCCCCCGUCCAUCCAGCAACUACGGGAACCACAAUGUCCGCCAAGCCCCUUGACCACAAUAGACUCCUAAACCUCUCUUGAGAAACUCAAUUUCCCAGCUUGCCACAGAAAGCCCUCCUUAAGACUACACAGUAGCACUAUUUUAUUUUGUUCAUGCACUCCCAGACUCUCAGUGUCCAGGCAAGCGCUUACACCACUAAUGUACUUUACAACACUACCCCCAUCUCCCCAUAAAGACGACAAGCAUCGUACCUUCAAAAAAAAGGGGGCGAAUGAAGAAGUGGCUGAGAAGAAGUGACAUUUAACAUAAGACUAGUACCCUCAAUCAGUUCUCCCUAUUAAAAUGGUGAUUGUUGAUGCAGGAUUAUUUGGAAAAACUAUUCCAAUGGGCAGUAGCGAUGUUUGAAAUGAAAGACUUGUUAUGCGACAAAAAAUGUAUUUGCGCUUAAAAGAGUGACUGCAGAACACAUGAAAAUAAAAACCUUGUUUUAAUAUCUAAGCUAUGAAUUAUCUUACAAUUCUGUCCCAAGUUGAGAGGCAGUCCUUUGAACUGAUUUGUACAUAUUGUAAUUUAUUUGAUUGAUGUAAUCAAAAUGAAUUAAGAAGUAAAUGUUAUGUUUUAUAUUAUGUCUUGUUUGAUUGUCUUAUGUGUCUGAUUAUACCAUUGCACUGUCCAUGUCCACUGUACAUGCCUAUAUCAAAUGCACUUUCAUUUAUUUGAAUAAACAAAGAAAUAUUGUCGUA